Molecule: messenger RNA, 1540 nt
Organism: Pristis pectinata (smalltooth sawfish)
Lineage: Eukaryota; Metazoa; Chordata; Chondrichthyes; Rhinopristiformes; Pristidae
Product: STE20/SPS1-related proline-alanine-rich protein kinase-like
Exons: 16
Coding region: 1-1479 (492 amino acids)
Biological process (GO): protein phosphorylation
Molecular function (GO): ATP binding; protein serine/threonine kinase activity
Source: RefSeq, a predicted model, not a curated record
AUGGCGGAGGAACUGCUAGCCGGGUCCCAGUGGCCAAAUUCAAGAGAUGCCUAUGAGCUUCAGGAAAUCAUCGGCAGCGGGGCCACUGCCGUGGUACAGGCAGCCUUCUGCAAACCUAAGAAGGAGCGGGUUGCAAUAAAGAGAAUAAAUCUGGAGAAAUGCAAUACGAGCAUGGAUGAGCUUCUGAAAGAGAUUCAAGCCAUGAGUCAGUGCAAUCAUCCCAAUGUCGUGACCUAUUUCACCUCAUUUGUGGUGAAGGAUGAACUCUGGCUGGUCAUGAAGCUGCUGAGUGGAGGCUCUAUGCUGGAUAUAAUCAGAAGGACGGUCAGCAAGAAUGAACACAAGAAUGGUGUGCUGGACGAACCAGUGAUAGCAACAGUUCUCAAAGAGGUGCUGGAGGGCUUGGAUUAUCUGCAUAGGAAUGGACAGAUACACAGGGACGUUAAAGCUGGUAAUAUUCUACUUGGAGAUGAUGGAUCUAUACAAAUUGCAGAUUUUGGUGUGAGUGCCUUUCUGGCUGCUGGUGGGGAUAUGACCAGAAAUAAAGUCCGCAAAACCUUUGUUGGAACUCCGUGUUGGAUGGCCCCAGAAGUGAUGGAGCAGGUACGAGGUUAUGACUUCAAAGCAGACAUCUGGAGUUUUGGAAUAACAGCAAUUGAACUGGCAACUGGAACAGCACCGUAUCACAAGUACCCACCGAUGAAGGUUCUGAUGGUGACUCUACAAAAUGAGCCGCCUACUCUCGAGACAGGUGUAGAGGACAAGGAGAUGGUUAAGAAGUAUGGCAAGUCCUUCCGUAAACUGAUAGCCCUGUGUCUUCAGAAAGACCCUGCAAAGAGGCCCACUGCAGCAGAGCUGCUGAAGCACAAAUUCUUUCAGAAAUCAAAGAGUAAAGAUUAUCUGAUGGAGAAGUUGUUAGGCCAAUCACUAAGUGGAGGGCAAAGGGACACAAAGACGAGACGCGUCCAGGGGUCGAGUGGGCACUUGUACAAAACAGAGGACGGAGGCUGGGAGUGGAGUGAUGAUGAAUCGGGUGAUGCGUACGAUGAAUCAAAACCUGCGGCCUAUCAGAAAACUGUGAGUGCAUUUGGCUCUUUCUUGCAGCUGGCAAUAAACAGUCUCCCUUUUCAAGUGAAACAAAAUCAGACAAAGGAACAGUCAGGAAGUCCAUCACAUCUAACUAACCAGGAUGGUUCAGUCCAUCUGGUCCUGCGACUGAGGAAUUUACGAAGGGAAUUGAAUGACAUCAGAUUUGAGUUCACUCCAGGGAGGGACUCUGCGUCUGGUGUUUCUCAGGAGCUCGUUUCUGCAGGUUUAGUGGACGAGUUUGACAUGAUGGUUGUGGCUAACAACCUGCAGAGACUAAUCGAUGAUCCUCAUUCAAACAGGACACUCACAUUUAGACUGGUCUCUGGCUGUGAGGGCUACAGCCCAGACGAAACCAAACUCAUUGGAUUUGCACAGCUCAGCAUGAGAUGACAAUCCUCCUCAGAAACCGGUACCAAAGAAUUCUGGGACGCCUCUCUAUCAACACGACCUG